Carassius gibelio (silver crucian carp) is the source of this 2297-nucleotide messenger RNA. RefSeq lists its product as uncharacterized. Gene Ontology annotation, molecular function: peptidase inhibitor activity. Gene Ontology annotation, cellular component: extracellular region. The transcript is spliced from 10 exons. Bases 198 to 2153 code for a protein of 651 amino acids. The record is from RefSeq and is a predicted model, not a curated record. NCBI's taxonomy places the organism in Eukaryota, Metazoa, Chordata, Actinopteri, Cypriniformes, Cyprinidae.
UCCAGACUACUGGAAAGCUACAGGCAGGUGAGCUUGAUCAACGUUGGAAUUGAUCUCCUUGGAUUUUUUAGGAACCCAUUUUACACAGAGUUUGCUACUGCAGCAACACGUGUUGGUUUAGCUUUGUGUGCUUCUUCUGACGCACAAAUUCAGGGCCUUUUCCAGCAGAGUUUGUUGUGAGAUCACAGGUCGGGAGGAUGACCGCUCGAGUGGAUUUCUCGUUGAUUGCUGCUUUGUUGUAUCUGUUCGGAUACUUGAGCAUCGCUCAUGCUAUUCAAAGACGUAACACAGUGGAUGGUUUUUGUCCGGCGACGCUGACGUUCGUGCCGGCCCGUCGAGGAUGUUCUUCUGAUGAAGACUGCCCUGGAGGACACAAAUGCUGUCGAUUUGACUGUGGGCCUGUUUGUGUGCUGCCUGUUUUCAUGAAGCCGGGUCAGUGUCCCUUACCAGAGAUGAUCCCACUGUGUGCUGAAAGCUGUUUCCAUGAUGGCCAGUGUCCUGCCACACAGAAGUGUUGCCCAACCACCGGUGGCUUUGCAUGCAGCGAACCACGUGGUCAGGGAAGAGGUCAGAUGAGCUGUCAGGGACAUGGACCGGUUCGUGGACAGGGCCAGGGAAGCGGCCAGGGCCAGGGACAGGGCCAGGGAAGCGGUCAGGGCCAGGGACAAGGCCAGGGUCAGGGACAAGGCCAGGGACAAGGCCAGGGACAGGGACAAGGCCAAGGACAAGGCCAGGGACAGGGCCAGGGAAGCGGCCAGGGCCAGGGACAAGGCCAGGGUCAGGGACAAGGCCAGGGUCAGGGACAAGGCCAGGGAAGCGGCCAGGGUCAGGGACAAGGACAGGGACAAGGCCAGGGUCAGGGCCAAGGACAGGGACAAGGCCAGGGUCAGGGCCAAGGACAGGGACAAGGCCAAGGUCAAGGUCAAGGUCAGGGACAAGGACAGGGCCAGGGAAGCGGCCAGGGACAGGGCCAGGGAAGCGGUCAGGGACAGGGCCAGGGAAGCGGCCAGGGACAAGGCCAGGGAAGCGGUCAGGGCCAGGGAAGCGGACAAGGCCAGGGAAGCGGUCAGGGCCAGGGAAGCGGACAAGGCCAGGGACAGGGCCAGGGAAGCGGUCAGGGACAGGGCCAGGGAAGCGGUCAGGGACAAGGCCAGGGACAAGUCCAGGGAAGCGGUCAGGGACAAGGUCAGGGACAAGGCCAGGGUCAGGGAAGCGGUCAGGGACAAGGCCAGGGUCAGGGACAGGGACAAGGCCAGGGAAGCGGUCAGGGACAAGGCCAGGGAAGCGGUCAGGGACAAGGCCAAGGAAGCGGUCAGGGCCAAGGCCAGGGUCAGGGCCAAGGACAGGGACAAGGCCAGGGUCAGGGCCAAGGACAGGGCCAAGGACAGGGACAAGGCCAAGGACAGGGACAAGGCCAAGGUCAAGGACAAGGCCAGGGAAGCGGUCAGGGCCAAGGCCAGGGUCAGGGACAAGGCCAGGGCCAAGGCCAAGGACAGGGACAAGGCCAAGGACAAGGCCAGGGACAGGGCCAGGGAAGCGGUCAGGGCCAGGGACAAGGCCAGGGUCAGGGACAAGGCCAGGGACAAGGCCAGGGUCAGGGACAAGGCCAGGGAAGCGGCCAGGGUCAGGGCCAAGGACAGGGACAAGGCCAGGGUCAGGGCCAAGGACAGGGACAAGGCCAGGGUCAGGGCCAAGGACAGGGACAAGGCCAAGGUCAAGGUCAAGGUCAGGGACAAGGACAGGGCCAGGGAAGCGGACAGGGUCAGGGACAGGGCCAGGGAAGCGGUCAGGGACAGGGCCAGGGAAGCGGUCAGGGACAGGGCCAGGGAAGCGGUCAGGGACAGGGAAGCGGUCAGGGACAAGGUCAGGGACAGGGCCAGGGAAGCGGUCAGGGACAAGGUCAGGGACAGGGCCAGGGAAGCGGUCAGGGACAAGGUCAGGGACAGGGCCAGGGAAGUGGUCAGGGACAGGGCCAGGGUCAGGGACAGGGACAAGGUCAGGGAAGCGGUCAGGGACAAGGCCAGGGUCAGGGACAGGGACAAGGUCAGGGAAGCGGACAGGGUCAGGGAAGCUGUCAAGGCCAGGUACAGGGACAUGGAAGUGGAAGAGGUCAGGGAAGAAGUCAACAGAAGGGUCAGGGAUGUGGUCAUUGAAGUGGACAUGGGACUUUUGCUUAAUGCUUACUGGAGAUCUUUUCAAUUCAGUGUUAAUCCUAUGGCAUGGUUUCCUUGUUUGCUCAACUGUUUUGAAAGCUUUUCGGUCUGCUCCACCUCAAAUAAAGAAUUGCUUGAUUUGAA